AUGGCCAGAACGCGCAAAACGCCCACAAAGUUCGCACAAUCAGGCCACAAGGGGCUGAAAAGGCCUGUGCCUAAUCUCUCGGUUGGCAAGUACCAUACGAAAUCGUCUGCUAUCCAUGAGAUCAAGUUCACGGGGGCAUUGGUGCACUGGGAAGACUUCGAAGACGAAGUCAUUGCUGGGAUCGAGGAGUUACGGCCCAAGUUAGAGGGUAUCAUUACGCAUGAAAACCUCUCCAGAGUCCCCUCAUAUUAUAUGACCCAAGAACAUGUUCAAGCUGGGGAUGAACAUGGGGUGCAAGGGAGAUUCCAGCAACACGUUGGGCAAGUCGUGUCAGCAGUACUGAAGGCAGGCGGCUUUCCCGUCAAGUUCAGCGAUUACAGGGCCUCGUCAAGCAAAGACUAUAACCUAAUCCCUGACGUUGCCAUCAUCGAUGUUACGACUUGUGACUUGCGAGGUGUUGGGGAGAUCAAAGUCCCCUGGGUUGGUGCACACGAUCUCGACGCAAUUUUCAAUGUGGAGGCAAAAUUGCAAACAGCAUUGGGUAAGCUCAAGUACGGCCUUUUUUCGACGUACGACAUGACCAUCUUUUUGAAGCAGGAGCAGUCCCAAAAUGGCACUUGGGAGCUGCAUUACAGCAGCAUUGUAGAAUACAGCCAAAUUGGCGGUGUCGAUAAAUCUUCGUUACGGGAAUGCGCCUUCUAUCUGGCUGUUUUGGCGUCCGGUGGCCACGGUGCCAACAACCAAACGCCACUGGACAGUUGGGUUGAAUAG
Talaromyces atroroseus is the source of this 771-nucleotide messenger RNA. RefSeq lists its product as hypothetical. The coding region runs from base 1 to 771 and encodes 256 amino acids. NCBI's taxonomy places the organism in Eukaryota, Fungi, Ascomycota, Eurotiomycetes, Eurotiales, Trichocomaceae. The record is from RefSeq and is a predicted model, not a curated record. The transcript has 3 exons.